AUGUCCGGAGGUCGCGAGGACCGCAGAGGCGAAGAUGAGCAACACAGUCGAGAACAUGAUGGCCGUUUGAUGUCAGCAGGGCCGAGGUAUUACGAGCAAAAUGUUUCCGCGUACGGUCAAAGAAACGGCUCAAGUUAUUUAGAUAGCGGCAGAAAAAACAGUAGUCUCCCCGUUGGUGUUGCAAUAGGUCAUAAAUUUGAUGCUUCGAUGGGAUCCGCGUUUAUUCCGAGACACGUUCAAGCGGCGCUUUUAUCUUUGCAAAAGCUAACUAAUAAACAAAUUACAACAGACACAAAUAGUCUGGUCGGAAGUUGGACUGAAUCAAUUGAAGAACCGCAAUCAAUGUAUUUCACCAUUGAUAUGAAAUCUGCGAUCUUAUCAACGUUCUCGAUGGUCAGGAUAGCCGUUCCGGAUUUAAAAGGACGCAGAUAUUUGCAACCGAGGAUAAUUGGAGGACAGAACACCUCCAUUGAUAAAUAUCCUUAUCAAGUAUCCGUGCAAGCACGAAAUAGUCAUAUAUGUGGUGGUUCUUUGAUCAGCGAUCAGUUUGUGUUGACAGCGGCGCAUUGUGUCUACGGCGAGUUCUUCAAGGACAUCAGGAUACGCAUGAAGAGUAGCUACACUCAGAAAGAUGGUGUAUUGAUUAGCAAUGUCAAGAUCAUGUGGCAUAAUCUGUACAGGGAUAACUCUGCGGAUUAUGACAUUGCAUUAAUAAAGGUAUCCGUGCAAGCACGAAAUAGUCAUAUAUGUGGUGGUUCUUUGAUCAGCGAUCAGUUUGUGUUGACAGCGGCGCAUUGUGUCUACGGCGAGUUCUUCAAGGACAUCAGGAUACGCAUGAAGAGUAGCUACACUCAGAAAGAUGGUGUAUUGAUUAGCAAUGUCAAGAUCAUGUGGCAUAAUCUGUACAGGGAUAACUCUGCGGAUUAUGACAUUGCAUUAAUAAAGCUCCCAACCCCCGUGAAGGACGUGAAACCGAUUAAACUGGCGGAUGCAUCGGCGAACGUGCCGGACGGAAGUAACGCGGUGGUAACAGGAUGGGGUCGGCAAGCGGCCAAUGGACCCACUGCGGCCAUUCUGCAAGUUGCCACGGUGCCCACGAUCAAUUGGAACGUGUGCAAGAAGAAGUUUGCGGAGUACAAGUUGCAAGUGACGGAGAGAAUGAUCUGCGCUAGUAAUUUGAAUGUCGUCAGGAAUGUGUGUCAGGGUGACUCCGGAGGACCACUCGUGUUCAAAGGCGUUCAAAUCGGCAUCGUGUCCUGGGGCGAUGGCUGCAUAAAUCGUGCAUUUUAUGGAGUGUACACUCGAGUAUCCGCUUUAAAUAGUUGGAUACAAAAUACAAUGAAACAGAUGUAA
Messenger RNA from Megachile rotundata (alfalfa leafcutting bee), 1353 nucleotides. RefSeq names its product vitellin-degrading protease. Gene Ontology annotation, biological process: proteolysis. NCBI's taxonomy places the organism in Eukaryota, Metazoa, Arthropoda, Insecta, Hymenoptera, Megachilidae. Gene Ontology annotation, molecular function: serine-type endopeptidase activity. The record is from RefSeq and is a predicted model, not a curated record.